UUCGUUCCUAAAGUUGUAAUGCUUAUACCGCUACAUAUAAUUAUUUAAAGAAUCGGCCUUCUUAGCACCAUUGCCGUCAAAAUACGACUAAAAAUGUCUUAAUCAAACAUAGGAAGUGACUACACCGUAUUAUCUACAUUGUGGUUUUAUCCUAAAUAUACUAAUUUACAUACUCCGUUUCACAAGAGAGUGCGCCCGCUCUCUGUAUACAGCGGCUCAAGUAACGCACCACAAAUAUUACCCCGACUAACAUUUUUAAUAUAAUAUAUCAGUAUAGGAGUUAUUUUUAUGAAAUAAGUAUAAUUUAUUUUGAUUAUUACUUUUUUAUUAUUAAAACUACCAUAAAACAUAUUGUAAUAAUAAUAAACUAAAUUGCACCAGUAACCACUCUGUAUAAUCUUAUAACAACGUUGUUCGACAAGGGUACGACGGCAAUCGACAAAUACCGACGGUAGGCAACCUCACCAGGAAUGUGGUGCGGAUGCGCGGAAUUGAACACGUUUUGGUCGCUGCUCAAUCGCACUAUCGUGGAACGGAGUAUAAUUCAAAGUAUUUUAAAAGUGGUCCUAUAUCAGUAGGUACCAACCUUGGUUGCGGAAUUCCAGGAUAAUGAGAUUAUAAUAUUGAAGAACGGUUUCGCGCGGGACAAACAUUACAAGUACUUUACGAGUACAUUAUUUACAACUAAUUAGAAAAUUUGAAUAUUCACACUUAAUAGAAGAGAACUUUAUCUGUGUCGUAGCUUUUUAAUUUUUUUGACAUCAAUAUUCAAUUGUUUUUAAUAGACAUAAAAAACAUGAAUCUACGAACAAUUUAGAUUGUCUUUAAGUUAUGUAUCAAAAAAAUAAAAUCGCUAUGACUUGCAUACAUUUUUAUACCUGUAUAGUAAAAAUUUGGGAAGGUUUCUGAAAAUACCACUUUCGUAAAAUGUGUCGUCUUACGUUGUUCCGCGCAUAACCAUUUUUAUAGAUUUUUAUAGAUAAAUGCUACACUGCCUGUGAGCGUCCUUAAAAGAAAACCCGGCUAUUGCUGAAUGUUGGCGUCACCUAGCAAGAAAUCACUGAACUAUGGAAAAAAUUCCUGAAAUAGGGAUAUGUGGCAUCACCAUAUAUCCUCUAUAUAUCGUAACAUUCUUUAUAUCGUGCAUUCGUCUUGCCGAGCCUAUUUAAUGCCAAUCAACUAUUGUAUUUUAGUCGAGAAAAUAAAUAUGGCCGAUAUGCACAAACAGUAUGGCUAUACGGAAUCUGAUAUUGAUGUUAUAUCCAUAGACCUAUAAACUACUGGACAGCGCUUAGAGAGAGAAGUAAGGGGUACGAUAUAGAGUGAGCAAGAAAGGAAACAAAGUGCCUAGUAACAUUUAUACAGUUCCUUAUGCGGGCAGGGUGGAGUGGACUGUGCGGUACAUUAGUAAGGUUAUAGCUAUAUUAUGGUUAUAUCUCUUUACUUGUCAUAAAACGUGCCACCAGAGGUCUCUCUGACGACGGCCGUACUAGGCCGUACACAGUCGUUUGGGUGGGAAAGUAGUGGGAAUAACGGCGGUCGGCGAUCAUCCAAUCAUCCAAUACUCUACCGACGGCAAUAACACGACAAGUAACAACAACAUACCACUCAGACAGUCAGACAGUCUAAAAACCGUCGAUUAUCGAGAAUUGUCAAUUAUUACUUUUUUGUUUCUGCGUCCACUACAAUGCCUGCAUACGCGUCCGGAAAGCUCAUCAUAGUGUCCAACAGGCUUCCAUUCAUUCUCAAAAAAAACGAACAAACGCUAAAAUUGGAAAGAAAAGCCAGUGCUGGUGGGUUAGUCACUGCUGUGGCACCUGUUGUAGUUCAAGGAAAUGGACUAUGGAUUGGAUGGGCUGGUAUUCACUUAGAGGAAGGUGAAAAAAUACCAGAAUCUGAUCCUAAUGAUACAACACCUACUGCUGGAUUACGUUCUGAUAAAGUUAUACCCGUUGAUUUUGAUCCUCAAACGUUUGAUAGUUAUUAUAAUGGUUGCUGUAAUGGAACAUUUUGGCCUCUAUUCCAUUCAAUGCCUGACCGAGCACAAUUUUCUGCUGAAUCUUGGAAAUCAUACUGUGCAGUCAAUAAAGAAUUUGCAUCAAAAACAGUAGGGGCUUUGGAAAAUUUAUCAACAGAAGAAACAGAUUCUGGAACACCUCUUGUUUGGUUGCAUGAUUAUCAUCUUAUGUUAGCUGCGAACAGUAUACGAAAUGUUGCUGAUGAAAAAAAUUUGAAAUUUAAAUUAGGAUUUUUCCUUCAUAUACCAUUUCCUCCAUGGGAUAUUUUUAGGUUGUUUCCGUGGGCUGAUGAAAUUCUUCAAGGAAUGUUAGGUUGUGAUAUGAUUGGUUUUCAUAUUGAAGACUAUUGUUUAAAUUUUGUGGAUUGCUGUCAGCGGAGAUUAGGUUGUCGAGUAGAUCGAAAAAAUUUACUUGUUGAACAUGGUGGUCGCACAGUACGUAUUCGUCCAUUGCCAAUUGGUAUACCAUUUGAUCGAUUUGUCGAAAUGGCAAAGCAAGCACCCACUGUAAUAAGUACAUCAUUACAAUUGAUACUUGGUGUAGAUCGAUUGGAUUACACUAAAGGGUUAGUACAUAGAUUAAAGGCUUUUGAAUUCCUAUUGGAACGAUAUCCACAACAUAAGGGUAAAGUAGCACUUAUGCAAAUUGCCGUUCCAUCACGUACAGAUGUUAAGGAAUACCAGGACCUUAAAGAGGAAAUGGACCAACUUGUUGGACGAAUAAAUGGUCGUUUCUCAACUCCUAAUUGGUCACCCAUUAAAUAUAUUUAUGGUUGUGUUAGUCAAAAUGAUUUGGCAGCUUUCUAUCGUGACUCAGCUGUAGCAAUGGUUACACCACUUCGUGAUGGCAUGAAUUUAGUAGCCAAAGAGUUUGUUGCUUGUCAAAUUAAAGAAUCACCUGGUGUUCUUAUUGUAUCUCCAUUUGCUGGCGCUGGUGAAAUGAUGAAUGAAGCUUUAAUUUGUAAUCCGUAUGAAUUAGUUGAAGCAGCUGAUACUUUGCAUAGAGCAUUGACUAUGCCUGAAGAUGAAAGGAUUUUAAGAAUGAGGUGUUUGAGACGUAGAGAAAAAGUACAUGAUGUAGAUUUUUGGAUGCGAUCUUUCCUUAAAGCAAUGGGUACUUUAAUAUUUGAAGAUGGAGAUGAUGUUUUGCCAACUACCAUGCAACCAGUCACUUUACAGGACUUUGAUGAUUAUUUGGCUAAAUAUAUUGGGAACACAAACAAGCUUGCAUUGCUUUUAGACUAUGAUGGUACAUUAGCUCCAUUAGCUCCUCACCCAAACCUAGCUACAUUACCUUUAGAAACUAAAAGUGUUUUAGAAAGGUUGGCCAAUAUGCCUGAUGUAUACAUAGCCAUUAUUUCUGGUAGAAAUGUUCACAAUGUUAAAGAUAUGGUUGGUAUUGAGGGUCUAACUUAUGCUGGUAAUCAUGGACUGGAAAUUCUUCAUCCAGAUGGAAGUAGGUUUACGCAUCCAAUGCCUAAAGAAUAUGUAGAAAAAGUUGGAGAUCUGUUGAAAGUGCUUCAAGAACAAGUUUGCAAAGAUGGUGCAUGGGUAGAAAACAAAGGUACUUUAUUGACAUUCCAUUACCGUAAAGUACCUGUUAACGCUCGACCUGAGCUUACAUCCACAGCACAGCGUCUGAUAGAAGAAGCCGGAUUUAAAGCAGGCCAGGCUCAUUGUGCCAUUGAAGCCAAACCUCCAGUACAAUGGAACAAGGGACGCGCAUCUUUGUAUAUUUUACGUACAGCUUUUGGUUUGGAUUGGAGUGAACGCACACGCAUUAUUUAUGCAGGAGAUGAUGUAACCGAUGAAGAUGCAAUGCAGGCAUUAAAAGGUAUGGCAGCAACUUUCAGAGUAGCCCAGUCUCAAAUAGUUAAAACCUCUGCAGAACGUCGUUUGCCAAGUACUGAUUCUGUGUUAACUAUGUUGAAAUGGGUUGAAAGACAUUUUGGCAAACGGUUACCUCGUGAAGAUAGUUUUGGUAAUUUAAACAAUAAUCACAAGAGUUCAUUUGUAGAUAUUGAAUUGGAGCUCAGUAUGCCAGAAGAAAAGUCUCCACAAUAAUACUAAUUAUUCACAAAUAUUAAUAUCUUUAUAUCUUGAAGUUUUUUUUCACUCAUAUUCAGUGACACAGCGUGUUAGUAUAACAAUUAUAAUAUGUAAUUGUAAUAUUAUUUUUAUGUAACUGAAGUAUGUUUUAUUUUUGUAAAAGAAUACAUAAUAUUCAUGUUCAAUAUUUAUAGAAUGUUUGUAAAUUUUAAAAUUAACAACAAAUAAAAUAUUCUGUAAGUCAGUUAAAGGUUAAUGAAAAAAAGUAAUUAAUGUUUAAAUUUAAAAAAAGAUAUGGAUUAACAGGUCUAUUACAUUCUUUAAAUAAUAUAUAAUAAAAAUUAAAUAAUAUAGUUUAUAGUUUCUUAUAUUUUAUAUUUUAAUUAUCAAGCAAUUGGCUAUCUAUAAAAUAUAUUUAUUAAAAUGAAACACAUAUACAGUAGAUAGUGAUAAUCAAUAAAUGUAUCAUUCGUGAUUAUCAAUUAUGUUAUUUUUCAUUCCUAAUAAAUUGUAAUAUUUAAUAUGUUGAACAAAUUUUGCUACUUAGUAGAAAGCAAAAAAAAAAACCAAAUAUAUAGUUACAAGGUGAUAUGUUAAAAUACCAGCAAAAAAAUAAAUACUUAAUUAAGUUUAAAACUAACUAAAUUAAAAUUUUCAACUUUAUACCAUCAAAACAACUGUGCCAUCAUCUAAAUUUAUAUUUGUAAUCGGGUAAUUUUUUUUGUUAGAUUUAAUAGUUUAAUUAAUACAUUAUUUAUAUAUCAUAUUAUACAAUAUAUAGUACUUAUUUUUUUUAUA
Molecule: messenger RNA, 4864 nt
Organism: Metopolophium dirhodum (rose-grain aphid)
Lineage: Eukaryota; Metazoa; Arthropoda; Insecta; Hemiptera; Aphididae
Exons: 10
Coding region: 1688-4081 (797 amino acids)
Biological process (GO): trehalose biosynthetic process
Cellular component (GO): alpha,alpha-trehalose-phosphate synthase complex (UDP-forming); cytosol
Molecular function (GO): catalytic activity
Source: RefSeq, a predicted model, not a curated record